CAAUGGUGGUCAGAGACAGACAGAGAGACAGACCAUUUGGGCAUCUCAGACCUUUAAUUGCUGUCCCAAUUGGGCGCAGCUGGAUGCACAGAGGCGGAAUCUCGCCGAGACAAACCCGCAUGGAGAAGAGGAGAGCGAGCGCACUAUCGUGUACCGUGUGUGAGUAAGUCUAAGUCGACAGUCCUCCGGCGCCAUCUUGAUCGACCCCCGCGGGGUGAUGGAGUCGGUUCAAGGUUUGUCCCUUUUUCGAGAGAGACUUGACGGUCGAUAUCGGAGCAAUCAUCUUGCCUCCCAUUGAUCCAAUUGUCCAACACUGUACCUAAGAGAUCCACCCUUCCCGCCUGCUCCUCCAGCUUGAAGCUAUUCACUCCUGUCUCCGUCUCUGCUUCUUGUCUUGUCAUCUGGUCCCUUUGCCCACGCGACACACACACACACACCUACCUUACUAUCGUGACCAUCAUCUUGCUUGUUGCUUGUUGCUUCUUCUCAUCUUGUAUCAAGUGAUACUUAGCUUUUAACUGUGACUAUCACCACCAUCACCACCCUCACCUCACAACAUGGCCACAUCAACAGUCAGGGCCUCUGUGCUCCACGCAGCAAAGGACCUCCGCGUGGAAGAGCGCACCCUCCCAGACCUCCAGCCCACCGAAGUCCUGGUCGCAGUCAAAGCCACCGGCCUCUGCGGCUCCGACCUGCACUACUACAACCACUACCGCAACGGCGACAUCCAGGUGCGCCAGCCCAUGACCCUGGGCCACGAGUCGGCCGGCACCGUCACCGCCGUCGGCUCGGCCGUCACACACCUCCAGCCCGGCGACAACGUGGCCCUCGAGGUCGGCCUGCCCUGCGGCGAGUGCAAGCUGUGCCAGGAGGGGCGGUACAACAUCUGCCGGCAGAUGUCCUUCCGCUCCUCGGCAAAGAGCUUCCCCCACGCCCAGGGCACCCUCCAGGAGCAGAUCGCACACCCGGCCGCCUACUGCCACAAGCUGCCCGCCGGCGUGCCCCUCGAGCUGGGCGCCCUCGCCGAGCCCCUGUCCGUGGCCCUGCACGCCGGCGACCGCGCCCGCCUCGACCCCGGCGCCACCGUGCUGGUCCUGGGCGCCGGCGCCGUGGGCCUCCUGUGCUGCGCCGUCAGCAAGGUCCUGGGCGCCAAGAACGUCGUCGUCGCCGACAUCAACGCCGACCGCGUGCGCUGGGCCGUCGACCGCGGCUUUGCCGACGCCAGCGUCGUGGUCCCCAUGAAGAGGCCCGACACCAUCGAGGCCAAGCUCGAGUUUGCGCGCGAGGUGGCGGCGCUGGUGGGCGAGGCCAAGACAAAGGCCGGCGAGGCGGUGGGCGACGUGGACGCCACCUUUGAGUGCACCGGUGUGGAGAGCUGUCUGCAGGCCGCCAUCUACUCCACACAACCAGGCGGCAAGAUCCUCAUCAUCGGCAUGGGCAACCCCAUCCAGACGCUGCCCAUCUCGGCCGCCUCCCUCAAGGAGGUGGACCUGGUCGGCGUCUUCCGCUACGCAAACACGUACCCGCGCGUCAUCGAGCUGCUGUCCGGCGGCAACCCCAAGCUGCCGCCCGUCGCCGAGCUCAUCACACACCGCUACAGCGGCCUCGACAGCAUCCCCGAGGCGUUCGGCAUGGCGGGCAAGGUGAAGGACGACAAGGAGGGCCUGGUCCUCAAGGUCAUGGUGAACAUGUAGACGUUGAUGACUGAAUAGAUAUAUAGCGAGCG
Molecule: messenger RNA, 1726 nt
Organism: Diaporthe batatas
Lineage: Eukaryota; Fungi; Ascomycota; Sordariomycetes; Diaporthales; Diaporthaceae
Exons: 3
Coding region: 558-1694 (378 amino acids)
Biological process (GO): D-sorbitol catabolic process
Molecular function (GO): zinc ion binding; L-iditol 2-dehydrogenase (NAD+) activity
Source: RefSeq, a predicted model, not a curated record